Messenger RNA from Phoenix dactylifera (date palm), 3547 nucleotides. NCBI's taxonomy places the organism in Eukaryota, Viridiplantae, Streptophyta, Magnoliopsida, Arecales, Arecaceae. The record is from RefSeq and is a predicted model, not a curated record.
UAACCGGGCCGCGCUCCAUUCCGGUCCAUCGCCCCCCCUCGGCCGCCGGCAGCCGGAACCCCAUCUCCCCCACCCGAAUACAAUGGAGACAGACCCAUCUGCGCCACCGCCUGCGGCGGAGGGCGAGCCCAGCGCCGGUCUCGUGCAGACGGUCUCCUCCAUCCUCCUCUCUUCCCAGGCCCCCAAAGCACCUCCCCUGGACCAAUCCCUCGCCCCCUUCCUCCCCCGCCUCUCCCCUCCCUUCCUCGCUCCCAUCAUAUCCGCCGCCGCUGCCGCCCCCUCCUUCUCCAGCCCCUCCCCCCUCCUCUCCUUCUACAACCUCUGCCGCCGUCGACUCCCGGCCCUCUCAAGCAACCCCGCAGCAGCCCUCCCUUCCAUCCUCGCCCUCCUCCGUCCCCUCCUCCGCUUCCACAAGUUCACCGACGCCCAGUCCCUCCUUCUCUCCUUCAUUCCCCUCGACCGCCCUCGUCUCCUCCACCGCCACCUCCUCCGCCCCGACCACCCCCCGUCGAAGGUCCUCCUCGACACCGCCGUCUCCUCCUACGCCCGCCUCCGCCAGCCCCACCUUGCUGCGCAGCUCUUCCAGUCCAUGAAGCGCCGCCGCCUCCGCCCCUCGCUCCGCACCGCGAACAUCCUCCUCGACGCCCUCGUUCGCUCCCCCUCCCCCGCCUCCGUCCCCCUUGCCGUCUUCCACGACCUCGGCGACCUCGGCGUCGCCCCCAACACUCCCACCUUCAACAUCCUCGUCCACGGCUUCUGUUCCCGCGCCCAGUUCGCCGACGCCCUUGCCCUCCUCUCCACCAUGGAAGGCUUUGGCUGCUCCCCCGACACCAUCACCUACAACACCAUCCUCGACGGCUACUGCAAGAAGGGCAUGCUCAAGGAGGCCCGCGACCUGCUCGCCGAAAUGAAGGCCGGGGGACUGUCCCCGGACCGCUCCACCUACAACACCCUCGUCGCUGCCUACUGCCGCCUCGGCUGGCUGAAAGAGGCAACCAAGGCGAUCGAGAUCAUGACGGCGUCCAACUUCCUCCCCGACCUCUGGACCUACAACAUGCUUGUUUCCGGGCUCUGCCGGGAGGGCCGGAUGGACGAGGCUUUUCGGUUGAAGGACGAGAUGGAGAAGCUCCGAGUGCUGCCCGACAUUGUCACCUAUAACACGCUCAUCAAUGGGUGCUUUGAGUGGAGGACUGGCUCGGAGGCGUUCCAGGUAUUGGAAGAGAUGCGGGAGAAGGGCGUCAAGCCGAGCUUGGUCACACACAACACUAUGGUCAAAGGGUUGUGCAAGGAAGGGAAGAUGGAUGAGGCGGUUGAUUCUUUGAGGAAGAUGGAAGAGCAGGGCUUGUCGCCAGACCUCAUAACGUACAAUACUUUGAUCAGUGCAUACUGUAGAGCAGGGAAUGUGGCCAAAGCUUUCAACUUGAUGGAUGAGAUGGUGGGGAGAGGUCUCAAGAUGGACACUUUCACUCUCAACACUGUCAUUCAUAACCUCUGUAAGGAGAAGAGGUUUGAUGAAGCGUGUAGACUGCUCCGUAGUCCCCCAAAGCGGGGUUUCGUUCCUGAUGAGGUCAGCUAUGGCACAGUCAUUGCUGCAUACUUUAAGGAUGAGAACCCAAAUGAGGCAAUGAAGCUUUGGGAUGAGAUGAAUGAGAGAAAGAUAAUGCCAAAUGUAGCAACCUACAAUGCGGUGAUUGGCGGUCUCUGCAGGUUGGGCAAGACCGAGGAGGCAAUUAAGAAACUGAAUGAGCUUUUGGAGAGAGGACUGGUGCCGGAUGAGACUACCUACAAUACUAUUAUUCAUGGGUACUGUAGAGAAGGGGAAUUGGAGAAAGCAUUCCAGUUUCAUAAUAAGAUGGUGGAGAAUUCAUUCAAGCCGAAUGUUAUUACCUGUAAUAUUCUUAUGAAUGGGCUCUGUAAUGAUGGUAAGGUAGAAAAGGCUCUAAAACUCUUUGAAUCAUGGGUGUCAAAAGGGAAGAAGGUGGACAUUAUCACAUACAACACUCUGAUAAAAGGGCUGUGCAAAGAAGGGAGGAUCGAUGCUGCAUUAGAGCUUUUUGCUGACAUGGAAGAGAAGGGUUUGCAUCCUGAUGCUUAUAGCUACAAUGUUGUUCUAUGUGCACUUACCGAAGUGGGAAGAUCAGAAGAAGCACAAAGCCUGCUGUCUAAGAUGGUUGAAACUGGAAAGUUGCCCGAACAAAUAACAUUUCCUUUGUCAGAAGAAGCCAUGUCUGAAGCUGGAAUAGAUAGGAAACCAGAGACGAUGCAUGAUGGAAAGACAGCUGAAGAUCUGAAAGAUAAUUCAGCAACUUUUUCGGAAUGCAUUGGUGAUCUGUGCAACAGCGGGCAAUUCAAAGAAGCUAAGCUUGUCUUGGAAGAAAUGAUGGAGAAAGGUAUAGCUGUUAAGAGUUCUACAUAUGUUACUUUGAUGGAUGGAUUUAUCAAGAGGCAAAAGAGAAUGACAAAAGGAGGGGGAUAAAAUACCCGCUUCAAGCCUCCAUGCUUGUGCAAUGCCAGUCAGUGCAAUGACCAGCAUCUGAACAUUGAUUCAUGAAUUAGAACAUUAAAUUGGUAAAACCCUUGCCAGAAGCUCAAAGUGGUUGGACGAAUUUGAUUUGGCCAACAAGUUGAGGAUGCUAUGGCUUCUGAAUGUACCUAUUUAUUGGGAUGGAGAAAGGUUUCAGUUGGUUUCCUCAAUUUGAGGAAAUCUUAAGAGGAGUUGAUGGUAAAUAGCAAGACUAAGAGGCUCCUAGGGAAGUUGUGGUCCCUCUCAAGAUAUGGAAAACUUUUAUAUGGAUAUAAGGAGAAAAAGGGAAGAGGAGCUAGGCAGGGAAGAGCCUUUAAUUAAGGCUGACCGUGGCAAAACAAGAGUGCAGCUUCAACCGAUCCCCGAUCUAGCGACAUCUUUGGCAGGCAAUCCUCGAGGAGAAACUGAUACGAACAUGGCCGAAUCAUGAUCAAUCUGAGCAAACCCUGCCUAGAUAACCACUGUGUUGAACUUCUAAAUCAGAUGCUCGAGGGGCUUGAAGAGACCAUAGAUCGCUUUGUGUAAGGGGUAGACAAGACAAGAGGAGGAGCGGAAUGUUGUCCGGAGGAGGCUGCAUGUACACCUACAUUCAUGAGGCAUGAGAAGGUCGUAUAAAUCUCGGAAGUCUUAUGAUUCUAUGAGAUGCAUAUUCGAUGUAUAGUUCAACAUUCCAGCAAUCAGUGAUGUUGUUGUUCUGCAAGACUGAAGAGGCAGGAUUGAUAUCUUUGCGUAAUCAUAUUUAUUUGAGGUAUUGAUUGAAUAGCCAAAAGUUUUGCUUAUCCAAUCAUUGUAGCUUAGAAGAUCAUUUCUGGAUGCACCAGUAGCUUGGUGGAAGGCUUAGCUAAGAUGCAUCAAAGGUCUUGAAUGAUAAGAAAUGGUAACAGUCCGCACCAGUCUUGCAUGCCAUUUAGAAUAAUUAAAGCUCAGCAACAUGGUUUAUCACAUGGCAACUUUCUCAACCUCUUUGCAACAAAUUCUUAAAUUUAAAAUCAGUAUAUACAUUAGCAUCUUUGAUUUGAAACU